Apiotrichum porosum is the source of this 357-nucleotide messenger RNA. RefSeq names its product Ubiquitin-like protein (gene ATG12). Gene Ontology annotation, biological process: autophagosome assembly; C-terminal protein lipidation; autophagy of mitochondrion. NCBI's taxonomy places the organism in Eukaryota, Fungi, Basidiomycota, Tremellomycetes, Trichosporonales, Trichosporonaceae. The record is from RefSeq and is a predicted model, not a curated record. The transcript has 4 exons. Gene Ontology annotation, cellular component: cytoplasm; phagophore assembly site membrane; Atg12-Atg5-Atg16 complex. Bases 1 to 357 code for a protein of 118 amino acids.
AUGGCACAACCAUCACAACCAUCCUCAACAGCACCGACACCCGCACCAGCUGCCGUGGCCGCGCUCGACACGUACAAGGCCAAGGACCCAGCCAAGAUCGUCGUGCGCUUCAAGUCCAUCGGCUCGGCACCCAUCAUGAAGAACAACGUCUUCAAGGUCACGGCGGGAAACAAGUUCCAGGCGGUCAUUGUGUUCCUGCGGGGACAGUUGGGGAUCAAGGCGAGCGAUUCGUUGUUUACAUACAUCAACGGCGCCUUUGCCCCUACACCAGACGACACGGUCGGGAGCCUGUUUGAGUGUUUCGGGACGGACAACCACUUGAUUGUCAACUACAGCAACACGCAGGCCUGGGGAUAG